CGCAAGGUACUAUGCUUCCACUCAUUAUCUACCAUUUCUAGUUCGCGUCUGCCUCACAUUGCCUUUCGAGAGACCUAUUUUCCCUGAGAAUACGAUGGUGAAGUUUUGUAUGAUUGGAUUCAAAUUACGCCUUCGAACUUCUUUAUGUUUGUGUCCGUGAUUUGAUGAAUUUUGUGUCUGCCAUCGUCUUCUUGUCACGAGGUUGCCUUAGAAUUUAGCUGUAAUGCGGUGCGAAAAUUCUAGCAUGCGAGCGUCUAUCCCUUAUCUGAGGAGAAUUGUGUUUACUUUCUGUCAAUCGUUUAAUAUGUGUAACUGGCAGUUGUUUGAAGAUUGUGCGGCUUUACGUCUGAUUGACUGGGUUGCCUAUAUGUUUAUACGUAUAUGAUGAUGAACUCGAUAGUUUAUGGUCCAUGUUUUCAAGUGUUGCAGCUCGUGUUGGAAGUGAAGGAGAAACUCGAAAGAGAACAUUCUAGUCUUCCUCUUGGUCGGAAUGGACGGGACGAUGAAGAGAUGAUCCUCUGGUUUCUGAAGGAUCGAAAGUAUUCUGUUGAAGAUGCGGUUGCAAAAUUAACGAAAGCAAUUAACUGGCGUCAGGAAUUUGGAGUAGAUGAACUGACUGAAAAUUCAGUAAAGGGAAUGGCUGAAACUGGGAAGGCAUUCGUCCAUGAGUUUCUUGAUGUCAAUCUCCGGCCGGUACUCAUAGUUGUGGCUUCCAAGCAUUUACCUGCAGUCCAUGAUCCUGUUGAGGACGAGAAACUGUGUGUGUUCUAUGUAGAGAAGGCACUGAGCAAGCUUCCACCUGGAAAAGAAGAAAUACUUGGAAUAAUUGAUCUGCGAGGAUUUAGUAUUGAGAAUGCAGAUCUUAAGUUCUUGACAUUUUUGUUUGAUGUGUUCUACUCCUACUAUCCGAAACGGCUAGGUCAAGUCCUCUUUGUGGAAGCUCCAUCUGUGUUCAGACCACUAUGGCAACUUACCAAGCCAUUAUUAAAAUCAUAUGCCUCUCUGGCGAGAUUUUGUUCCGUAGAUACAGUCAGAAAGGAAUACUUUACUGAAGCUACACUGCCUGCCAUCUUUAGAAACUGAGGAAUUUUGUCACUCUCGACAAACAGGUCCUUUGCUUGCUGCUUCUGCAAUAUGGUGGGGACGAUCUGCUGAAGCAAAUAUUUCAUACGAAUGAAAUUCUCCCCCCUCAAGUUCUAUGUUCUGAUUCGAUACAUGACGGGGAAUUCAGAGAUUUUCAAGUAUGGGUUCAAAACUGGAGUAUGGAGGUAAGCGAUCCCACCUAAAGGAAGUUCAAACACGUAAAUUUUUAUUCUUGUAUCAUGUUAAAUUGUCACCAAGUGUACUUGAUUUUUUUGAGUAAAGAAAAUAAUCACAUUUGCGUGCUCCCUCUAAUUAUCUAGAUUUGU
Molecule: messenger RNA, 1409 nt
Organism: Cucurbita pepo subsp. pepo (vegetable marrow)
Lineage: Eukaryota; Viridiplantae; Streptophyta; Magnoliopsida; Cucurbitales; Cucurbitaceae
Source: RefSeq, a predicted model, not a curated record